Molecule: messenger RNA, 4307 nt
Organism: Hevea brasiliensis (rubber tree)
Lineage: Eukaryota; Viridiplantae; Streptophyta; Magnoliopsida; Malpighiales; Euphorbiaceae
Product: DNA-directed RNA polymerase I subunit 2
Exons: 27
Coding region: 716-3811 (1031 amino acids)
Biological process (GO): DNA-templated transcription
Cellular component (GO): nucleus; RNA polymerase I complex
Molecular function (GO): ribonucleoside binding; DNA binding; DNA-directed RNA polymerase activity
Source: RefSeq, a predicted model, not a curated record
UUCUACUCUUUCUCAAAAGUUGGGAUUUCCAAUUUGUACUUGAGUUUUAGCAGUUUUACUUCGCGUUGAUUAAUUGCUAUUUUUACUAUCUACUUACUUUCCUUUUGGUUUGUAUUCGUUGGGUUUAUAUUUUACUUGGAUUUAAACGCUUGCCUUUUGGAGAGAGAUUUAUUGUUGCGGGAGGAGGAAGAAUCAUGUAACCUGGAGAGCAGUUACUUCUCGUUUAACAUGGAAUUGAACUAAUUAGAUCCACCGGGAGACAUCUGGUGGAUAGGCCUUUGGUUGAAAGGUUUCAUGAGUAUCUGACUCUUUAACAUUGCAAUGCUGGGAAAUGGUUGUGAAUUGGUAAGGAGAAGUGGUUGGUAGCAGUGGAAAAAUUUUUGGAAGUGGGGUCUACAAUACUGGUAGUUGGGAGCAUUAAGAAUUCAGAUUAUGACAGGAAAUCAGGAAAUCCUUAAUGUAUUUUUUUAAAGAAAUAUUUGUUCUAGACUAGGAAAUGGGAGUUUUUUUUUUUUAACAAGAUGUGUACCAAGGGGUUGCUGUGCUGUUGCAGAUUCAAAGAAGGCAGCCUGAACAGUUGAUCACGCAAAGUCUUUUUGGCAACACAGAAACACCUGGAGCCUGUGUUGUUAUCUGCUAAUCAAAGUCAAAGCUUUGUCACUUGUAUGGUGUUGAUUCCCGAAAACUGGUUUCCUUCAAGGAAGAAUCAUCAGAGAUGGGUGGCUACUUCAUUUUGAAUGGGCUGGAGAGAGUUGUUCGACUUCUAAUAAUGCCGAAGCGGAACUAUCCAAUGAGUAUGGUUCGAGGAUCAUUUCGUGAUCGGCGGGAAGGAUACACUGAUCAGGCAGUUGUUAUAAGGUGUGUACGAGAAAAUCAAUCUUCCCUAUCGGAUCAAUCUUCAAUAACAGUUAAAUUGUAUUACCUUCGUAGUGGAAGUGCAAGACUUGGAUUUUGGAUACAAGGAAGGGAGUAUUUGCUUCCUGUUGGCAUUGUUCUGAAGGCACUUACUGAGACUACAGAGCUAGAAAUUUAUGAGAAGUUGACAUGUUGUUAUAAUGAGAAAUGUGAGAAGGCAAAGGGAGCUGUUGGUUCUCAGCUUGUGAGUGCAAGGGCAAUGAUUAUUCUUGAUGAAGUCCGGGAAUUGUCUCUUUUCACUCAGGCUGAUUGUCUACAGCAUAUUGGAGAACACUUCCAACCUGUCAUGGACGGGAUGGAGAGAGAAAAUUUCUCUAACGUGGCCCAUGCAGUUCUAAGAGAUUACAUAUUUGUACAUCUUAAUAAUUAUGAUGACAAGUUCAAUCUGCUCAUCUUCAUGUUGCAGAAACUUUUCUCCCUUGUAGACCAGACUUCUGUGCCUGACAAUCCAGAUUCCUUGCAAAAUCAGGAAGUGUUACUUCCUGGGCACCUUAUUACCAUUUAUCUCAAGGAAAAACUAGAAGAGUGGCUUCGUAAAACCAAGAAGGUUAUUCAAGAUGAGAUGGCAAAAAACAACAAUUUUAAUUUUUUGUCAGUUUCAGAUGUCAAGAGGAUCAUGGAUAGAAAUCCAUCAACAGCAAUCAGUUUAGCUGUGGAAAAUAUGCUGAAAAGCGGAAGACUUGUAACACAAACUGGCCUAGACUUACAGCAGAGAGCUGGUUACACAGUUCAAGCAGAGAGGCUCAAUUUUCUACGUUUUCUUUCCUUUUUCCGGGCUGUGCAUCGAGGGGCUUCGUUUGCUGGACUGCGCACAACAAGUGUGCGGAAAUUGCUACCUGAAUCUUGGGGUUUUCUUUGCCCUGUCCAUACACCUGAUGGUGAGCCAUGUGGGUUGCUGAACCAUAUGACUCGUUCUUGUCGAAUUACUUCAUACUUUGAUUCACAAGGAGCUGUUAAAGACUUUUUUGAUAUGAGGAAGUCGAUCCUUGGUGUUUUGACUGGUCUUGGAAUGACUUCUUCAUUGCCAAAGCUUGUUCAAGCUGGCCCUCCGCAAGUUCUUUAUGUUCUUUUAGAUGGUCGUCUUGUUGGCUCGAUACCUUCUGGUGAGGUUGAGAAAGUUGUUACUCACUUGCGAAGAUUAAAAGUGUCAGCUGCUUCAGUGAUUCCUGAUGAUCUGGAGGUUGGAUAUGUUCCAUUGAGCAUGGGUGGUGCAUAUCCUGGUUUAUACCUCUUCACAUCUCCUUCCAGAUUUAUUCGUCCAGUUAGAAAUAUUUCUAUCCCCACUGAGGACAGUCAAAACAUUGAACUUAUAGGACCGUUUGAACAGGUUUUUAUGGAAAUAAGAUGUCCAGAUGGUGGAAAUGGCGGUAGAAGUGAUGCUUUUCCUGCAACUCACGAAGAAAUUCAUCCAAUUGAUAUGCUCAGUGUGGUGGCUAACCUUACACCUUGGUCUGAUCACAAUCAAAGCCCACGAAAUAUGUACCAGUGUCAGAUGGCAAAACAAACAAUGGCUUUCUCUUUACAAUCUCUUCGCUUCCGUGCAGAUCAGAAGCUAUAUCAUCUUCAGACCCCUCAAACUCCUAUUGUGCGCACAAGUUCAUAUACAAAGUACUGCAUAGAUGAGUAUCCAACAGGGACAAAUGCAAUAGUUGCAGUGCUUGCUUAUACAGGAUAUGAUAUGGAGGAUGCCAUGAUUCUGAAUAAGUCAUCUGUUGAACGUGGUAUGUGCCAUGGACAAAUUUACCAGACAGAGACCAUUGACUUAUCUGAAGAAGGUAGCAGGUCUGAUAGAGACCAAAGAAUGUUUAGGAGGAGUAACAUUGAUAAGUCAUUGCAAUCUGUGAUUGAUUCAGAUGGACUUCCAUAUGUUGGUCAGAUAAUACAUCCAAAUGAACCCUACUGUAGCAUUUAUAAUGAGAUAACAAAUACAACAAGAACCAACAACCGAAAAGGUUCAGACCCUGUUAUUGUUGAUUAUGUUGCUGUUGAUACCAAAAACAAGAAGCAUCUUCAGAAGGUGAAUAUACGUUUUCGACAUCCCAGAAACCCUAUCAUUGGUGAUAAAUUUAGUAGUAGACAUGGACAGAAGGGUGUUUGCUCCCAAUUGUGGCCAGACAUUGAUAUGCCAUUUUCUGGACUCACUGGAAUGCGUCCUGAUCUGAUUAUCAAUCCUCACGCAUUUCCUUCAAGAAUGACAAUUGCAAUGCUUUUGGAAUCUCUUGCUGCUAAGGGAGGUAGUUUAAAUGGAAAAUUUGUUGAUGCUACACCUUUUGCUAGUUCAGUUAAAAAAGCUAAUGGGGGAGAAACCAAAUCAGAAUCUGAAUCGCUUGUUGAUGAUCUUGGUGAAAUGCUAAGAUCUCAUGGUUUUAACUAUCAUGGUGUGGAGGUGCUAUAUAGUGGGGUUUAUGGAACAGAACUCACAUGUGAAAUAUUUAUUGGGCCUGUUUAUUAUCAGCGCCUUCGCCACAUGGUUUCAGACAAAUUUCAGGUGCGGUCAACUGGAACUGUUGACCAGAUUACUAGACAGCCUAUUAAAGGAAGAAAGCGUGGUGGAGGUAUACGUUUUGGAGAAAUGGAACGAGAUGCCAUGCUUGCUCAUGGGGCAGCAUAUUUAUUGCAUGAUAGGCUUCACACAUGUUCUGAUUAUCACAUUGCUGAUGUAUGUUCUCUAUGCGGAAGCAUACUCACAACAUCAUUUAUCCAGCAACAAAAGCGGGUAGUGCGGGAUAUCGGUGGAUUACCCCCAGUGAGGGCUCCAAAAAAGGUGGCAUGUCAUGCAUGCCAAACAAGUAAAGGGAUGGAAACUGUUGCCAUGCCUUAUGUAUUUAGAUAUUUGGCUGCCGAAUUAGCAGCGAUGAACAUAAAAAUGACUGUCCGGCUAAAAGAUGGUGCUUGAAUACGGAUUUUGCUGCUCUUGGAGAUAAUAAUUGAGUGUGUGUGCAAUUUUGGUUUUAAUCUUCAUGGCGUCCCAAGUUAUUUAUAAAGAGGGUAGAUGCAGCUAGAUAUAUUUCACAGCACAGGGGUUGUGGGAAAGGGGAAUCUGAAUACCUGCUGUAUCAUGAGCUGGGGAAUCAGUAGUGGCUUGACUUGGCCUUCCGGUAACUGUAUUCAUCCUCUUGUAAGCAAUAACAGUUUGUUAAUGUUAACUCCUGAUGGCAAGCAAUUUUCCCCUUUGAAGUAAACUAUUGUUGUACUCUAAUCUUCUUUUUUCCUUAUUGGUCUUUUAUCUUUUUGGUAUGUUUGAAUCAGGGCUGUGUCUAAACCGGAUUGAAGAAUCGUACCGAACCAAAUUUAAUUUGAUGCUUUGGUUUUGUUCGGAUUUUUCACUAAAAUCUGAAUUGGAAGUGUACUGAAGUGAAAAUCAAUAUCAUACAUCUGUUUUAAAAUGAUUA